Molecule: messenger RNA, 4100 nt
Organism: Cimex lectularius (bed bug)
Lineage: Eukaryota; Metazoa; Arthropoda; Insecta; Hemiptera; Cimicidae
Product: ensconsin-like
Exons: 21
Coding region: 129-3050 (973 amino acids)
Biological process (GO): microtubule cytoskeleton organization
Cellular component (GO): microtubule cytoskeleton
Source: RefSeq, a predicted model, not a curated record
UCGCACUCUCCACGGGUCCGCAUCGCGUAGCUGUGCUGUGAAAUUUCGUUGCGGGAUCAGUUGACAAAACGACGGAGAGACGCGUCAUCAGGGUGAACCGAGCCGGGAAAGCCUGUGAUGAGGCUGAUAUGCUCGCGACACGGAGCUUGACUGGGCCGCAGGAAGGUCUCGACCAUUUCAUCCUCCUGCCCGAUUGCGUCCUCGCCAUGGACAGUGCCCAGCUCAAAAGAGACCUGGCUGGUCUGCAAUUCAGCCUGCACCUCCUCAGCGACGGGCCCAGUGGCAGCGUUUGGCUAUCGGGCGCCACUCCAGCCGACCAGAAACAGAACGGUCGGCCGUCAACAGCUAAGCAAGGUCUCCACUGGUUUGCAGAAUGCGCAAGCCCUGUGUUCAGCCAAGAGAGGAGACAUCGUCAAACGAACGGGUCCACAGCGAGCGCCUCCACUUCCGGACUCUGGUUCUCUGAUGACCUCGGCUUAGAAGGUAAAGAGGGCACCCAAGUCGACCGAGAGGAGAGGCUCAGGCUCCUUAGGGAAAAACAAAAUGACGAACGACAGAGGAAACUUGAGGAGCUUAAACAACAGGCAUUGGCUGCUCAAAAGUUCCGUGAGCAGAAGGAGGAGGAGAGGAGAAGAAGAAUGGAGGAGCUGAGGAUGCGAGAUACGGACAGACGGCAUCAGGUGGAAGAGCGGAAGAGGCAGAUAUGGGAGGCAGAGAGGGAUAGAAGAGAAGCCAUUCUACGUAAAAAUCAAGAGCGUGAAGCCAGGAUAGAAUCAAAACGAAAAAAUGAAAGAAGCCAGAUAGUGUUUGCAUUCGGAAGUUCGACACCGAGGAUGCUCGAGCCUGGAGAAACAUCUCCUUACUGGGCGACAAGAAGGGCUACUUCAACGACAAACGUUAUGACACUUUCAUUGUCAGCGACUCCCGGUCCGUUAACAAGGCGGUCUUCAGAACGGGAAUUGGACGGAAGUAAAAAGAGAGCCACUUCUGCUGGAGGGAUUGAAAGAAAACCACAGCACGAUCCUCUUCGGAUGACAAGCUCUUCGGUAUACGAAGUGUUCCAUUGGGGUUUGUCCCCAACAACAACAGAAAGAUCUUUUAACCGUGAUGAUGAUACCGAUAGCCCGAUGGGUGCGACGACUUGGAGAAAAGAUGCCGCAAGAAGGAAAACCGACCUUACGCCGACUCUUCCAGCGUCGAAGGAUCCAGGAAUCAGGACACCGCCUUCAGGGAAAAAGUGCUCUCCAGGUAGGGCCUACUCGAUGUCACGUCUGGACAUCUUAGCAUCCCCUAGACGCCCAAAACUCCCACAGCCUCACGCCCCAAUCUCUAAGGGCAUCGAGGUCUACCGAUCGAUGUCGGUCCUCCCAGGAAGUGAUAAAGCGCCAAAGAACUCCAUGAAAGGCGCUAAAAGCAUGCUUCACUUAAGUCCAACACCUCCACCGAGAGCCACUAGGGCUGAGCGACUCAGGAAAAAAGCGAGAGAGAUGGCGCAGAAAAGCCCUGAGGCUUCAGGUGUGCGAAGUGGCGAGUUGACACCCUCAAGGCCUCAGAGUUCCAUGUCGCAGCACAGCAUAACGAGCAAUCUGUCAUCAGCGUCAGCAAGCCUUCGAAACAGGUCAGCGAUGACACCUAGGCGACCUAGGCCGGUUAGCAUAGCUGUGACAGGAGUCACUUCUGACAAAAGUUUAGAUCGAAUCAAAUCACCCGGUGUCGGGGGUACAGAUAAGCCUCCAAUACCAAAAGUACAUUCAUCUAAGAAACCCCUAACAUCGAAGGUUGAAACACCUCCGAAAAAAAUGUCUGAAAAACCUAAAUCGACAAAGAGCUCAGCAUCAACAACACCUAAAUCUACGACCCCGUUACAAUCUCCGAUUGUGGAAGUAGAAGGAACGCACAUGCCUACAACAUUAACGAGUUCAACCUUGUCGGAACAAUUAGUCAAAGUAGAAGAUAACAAGACAGAAGUCAUUACAAAUACAAAAGAAGUAGUAGAAACAGAAACAAAGGCUGAACUAAUCGAGCUUAAGAAAAACGAUAACGAAGAAAAAGUACAACAGGCGCACAGUACUCAGCCAGAACCUCAAGCCCCGUCGCAGCCUGAAGUAGUUUCUGUACCGCAAGACCUGGUUAAACAGCCUCCCAAAGAAGCAGAAAAAGCCAGUGAAAAUAACGAUCUGGCUGAGGCGGACAUGACUGCCUCGAUGAAUGCGAAAGUGCGCAUUACGACUGAAGAAGCAGCGAAGGCGGCUUUGGCCGAAAGAAGACGGCAGGCGAGAGAACAAGCUGAAAGAGAAGCAGAGCUUGAACGGCAACGACUCGAGGCUGAAAGGCUUGCUGAAGAGGAACGGCUUAGAAAAGAAGAAGAAGAACAGAAGAGAAUGGAAGAAGAACAGCUCAGACUUCUCGAAGAAGCUAGAAAAGCUGAAGAGCUUAGAUUGCAACAAGCUAUUGAAGAAGCAAGAAAGCGUGAUGAGGAAGAAAAGAAGCGAAAAGAGGAAGAACUUAAACUAAAAUUAGAAAAAGAAGAAGCUGAUAAAAAAGCUAAAGAAGAAGCUGAAAAGUUAAGAAUUGAAAUGGAAUUGAGACUGAAAAAAGAAGAGGAAGAUAGACAAGCGAGAAGAAAAAGAGUCGAAGCAAUCAUGCUGCGAACAAGGGGUAAAGGGAGUAUGACUUCGAACACAGCUUCCUCAAAAGAUGGUGAAGACGAAGACAAUAGUCCUCCAGAAGAUGGCAAAAAAUCCCCUGAAGGCGUAGGCUCGGAGACGAAUCAGUUUAUCAACUCUGAGAGAAGCCAUACAGAUGCGAAUACAACAAAUUCACAACAGAACAACAGGCACAACGGUCACCACCUCAACGGCUCAUACAAUUCUGUGGCCCAGAAUAAUGUGGCAAACUCAUUGAUUGUCAAUCUGGGAGAAGAGCGAGUGGGUCAGAUCCUGGAUCUUGAGAAUGGCGGAAGUGGAAAGUUACCUUCUGAACAGCCUCAGUUUAUCCCGCAAUUCCAGGAAAAGAAAGAACCGCACACAGUUAACGAUUUGCUGUCUUAAGUGUGUUUUGGCACAAACAUGAGUAUGACAGAGAAAAUUGUUUAGUCGUUCUGUGAAAUCACGAAGGAAUCUUUCAUAAAUGAAAUUACUCGCAUGUAAUCUUUCUUGUAAUUUGUUUGUUUAUUAUUAUUUUGUUUUAUUAUUUUUUGUUUCUAGAAAGUCGCUAACUCAUUCAAAUUAAUUUAUCAGAAUUUUUUUUUCUUUUUUUAAAUUUGUUUUCAGCAUCGGCUGAAAUGUACUUUUUGAAUUGCGUCGACAAUUAUUAUAAAAUGGCCGUUUCUAUCAUUUUCAUCCUGGUGGUAAGAAAGACUGAGUUUUAACGAAAUGAAACUUGGGUCGAAAAUUUUCCCAUCUAAACUGAGUUUCAGCUGAAUCAAACAAACUUAGUCAAAGUAGAAAAUAAAAUGUCAAAAGAAAAUAGUUAACCUUUGUACUUGGUGUUUAUCAGAUUUUUUUCUAUUAUGAAAUCUCCUGGAUAUUGAUUUAAGCAACAAAUUAACAAUAAAUUUCAAAUAGAUUUUUAAAUGGGUGUCUCGUGUCAUUACUCAAAAUUUAACUUGGUGUUUCUGACUUAUUCUGUACAACUUAGAUUAUCCCGAUUUUCACCUUUUUUUUUUUCUCUUCAUUUUUAAAUCAGAAAAUAAUAAUUUUGAAUUUUAAUUUCUUUUUGUUAAUAGAUGAAAUGCUUGUAGUGUAUAUAACACUCAGUUGAGCUUGUAACAAUUAUUGUAAAUUGCAAAAUAAAAUUUAAAUGACUAAAAAAUUUUUAAAACAUAUUUAAAAGAAAAAGAAAAUAUUUCAAGAGGGUUUGCCUUUUGCUGGAUAUAUUUGUAACAUAUUGUGGAAUUAAGAAUACAAAGAAUUAAAAAAGAGAUACUUUUUUUUAAAUAAUGUAUUUAUUAUAUCACAUUUUUGAUGAAUGGUAUGAAUUUAAUGAAUGUAAAUAGUGUUAUAAUUUUUGUGCAUUAUGUUUUUUUUUCCUCUUUGUUAAAAGUUUUAAGUUUAUUUCAGAUUCACAAAAUUGUUUUCACUAGUCUAGCUGAGAGAAUU